CUUUGAACUUAUUUUUUAUUCAUCUUUCACUUUUAAAGUUGCGAGGAAAGUUGAGCCUUAUGACGAUGACAAGUACGCUGUUUCAUGUUGGUUUUGUUUUGAUCAUAUCAAUAGCGCAGAUUGCUAGUGAAAAAUGUGAUCCAGAAGAGAUAACUAAUUCUGGCUUAUGUGCUGACAUUGUGUUUGGCUUCGAUACUUCCUGCAGCAUAAAUGGAUCAACAAAAGAAGAAAUGAAACAAUUCGCUCUGGAGUUUGUCGACCGAUUUAGUGAGCGUAUAGGCAUGCCAGAUUCGGAAAACAAAGCUACUUUUACCCAAUUUGGCUUGCUGAGGUUUGACAUCAGUGCAUCAAAGGUUUUUGGCUUUGGGGAAGCUCCAACAUCUGAUGAAGUCGAGGCUGAAAUUGAUGAAUUUGAUUAUGCGGAAGUCGACUGUAAAACAAUAACUCACUUGGCUCUCGAACUAGCAAAAACAGACUUUUUCGAAUCAGAUAAAGUCGACACGAGAACUCCAAAUAUUCUCAUCCUGCUAACAGACGGCCGAACGCAACCACAGAAAUUCAUCGAUGAAAUGAACAGAGCACGUGCCGAACUAAAUAUCAACAACACCUAUGUUUUAGUAGUACAAGUUCCAAACAAGAACGACAAGACUGACGAGAUGCUGACAACAGAGCAACUGCUGGUCUUAGCUCCAUUAGACGAGGAUAGGUUUACAUACGACUCAACAGUUGACAUUGAAGUUCUUGCGGAUCAAGUGUAUGAGAGAAUUGGAGAAAUCGUUCCAUGUCCAGCAUGCGUUUCUGAGGAUGUUCCUUGCGACGAGGCGGAUCUUGAUGUCCUUGUUAUAAUUGAUCACUCGAAUAGCAUUAUAAGUUCAAACUUGGAAAUCGUACGGAAUAACACGAAGAGACUCGUUAACGCGUUCGAAAAUGUCGGAGACUCCCGGAACCCAGAAAAGGGAAGUGUCAAGUUUGCAUUAAUCUCGUACAACAAUAGGGUGAAUCCAAUCCUGUACUUUAAUAGUUCAGGAGCUAGCACAAAAGAGGGCACUCUUGAAGCGAUAGACAAUGCGGACUUGUCUCAAGCCAAAGACACACGCACCGAUUUAGCCCUCAAAUUUGCCGAUGAAACCAUAUUUAACCAGGAUUAUGGUGAUCGAAAAGAAGCGCAAAACGUAAUUGUUAUUUUUACUGACGGUCGAACCAUGAAGGCAAAGUUUCAGAACAAUACAAUUAAAGUGGCACAGAAGAUAAAAGAACGGAUGGAUGGGCCAAACAGCACAAGCGUUGAAAUAUUUUUGUUGGGACUACCAGGUGCCAACGUUGAAAAAAACAGAGUGCAACGCGAAAGAGAAUGGAAUCUCAUUCCUUCACAACCUUUAGAUAAACAUUUUGAAGAAUUUAAAACUUUCACAGAAAUUGAGUUCUUCAUCGCAGAAGUAACUCGACGAAUUUGUAAUAUUGCUUAAUCUGAUUUGCUGAAAUUUCUCCAUGUAGUAAAAACGACAAAAUCAUUGAAUAUAAACCUUAAGAUAACAUCUGCGUAUAACCACAUUUUCUCUCUGUUAUUUGUAAGUUGCUAAUUUAUUAUAAAUUGUUUUGAACUAGUCUACAUUUUCGGUAAACGGGUCAAGUUAGAAAAUAUUGCAAGUUUGAAAGGCCUAUUUGAUAUAUACUUAAAGGUUUAAAGUACAUAUAAUCAGAGGGGUGACACAAUUAUAAGCAACAGCGUUUACCUUGUACCAAUGUAUUCUUUACCAACCUUAACAUAUUAAACAAUAAAAUGAUUUCAAA
Messenger RNA from Owenia fusiformis, 1791 nucleotides. NCBI's taxonomy places the organism in Eukaryota, Metazoa, Annelida, Polychaeta, Sabellida, Oweniidae. The record is from the annotation of a GenBank genome assembly.